This is a messenger RNA of Ilex paraguariensis (yerba mate), 624 nucleotides long. NCBI's taxonomy places the organism in Eukaryota, Viridiplantae, Streptophyta, Magnoliopsida, Aquifoliales, Aquifoliaceae. The record is from the annotation of a GenBank genome assembly.
AUGUAUAAGGGUUGCGUCUUUACAAGAGACAUUAACAAAGCAAUUCUGAUUAGCGAUGCAAUGGAGACAGGAACAGUUCAGAUAAAUUCUGCACCAGCUCGUGGACCUGAUCAUUUUCCUUUCCAGGGUUUGAGGGACAGCGGGAUCGGUUCUCAAGGAAUAACCAACAGUAUUAGCAUGAUGACAAAAAUCAAGAGCAUUGUAAUCAACUUGCCUACACCUUCUUACUCAAUGGGCUGAGAUUUUAUUGCCAUCAAGUAACUAAAAGAUUUAUCAGCUUAUAAGUAUAAGCCACGUAGAAGUGGACAUUUUCGAGUAUGCGAGAGUUCCUGGAGUAUGAGGAAAUGUUUUGCCUAAUGCAUGGUUUAUGUUGGUACUGUGUGUGAGAAAGAAAGAGAAGACCUCUUGUAAGAAAAUAUUAAGAUCCCAAUAGAGAUGAAGCGCUUUGUAACCUUUCUACAGAUUUACUAGUUUUAUUACACAGGUCUCUCACUCUUUACAGAACAGAGCUACGAUUACAAAACACAGAUGGCUUAAAAAGGGUUUGAGUUCUUGUACCCUUUUUUAUGAAGAGGUGCUGAAUUUCAUAUGGUCUGGAAUACUAGUCCUGAUGCAUUAUUAUAG